UCCCCGCCUCACGAGCUCACAGGCACGCACACACAUUCCGCCGCUCCCGCCCUCCAUCCCCUCCUCCCUCUCGCCUUCCCUCCCUCCCUUUCCCGGACAUCCCCUCACUUCCUGGGGCCGGCGGGUGGCGGCGGCCGCCCCGCACCGCUGUGUCCUCCGGCGGGGCAACCAUGAGGGCGGCCUGAGGGAGCAGCGCCGGCCAUGGACGGGCGGCGGGGCCGGCAGAGCGGCGAGCCCGCCGCGGGGUUUCCCAUGGAGCCGGGGGAUUCCCUGCUGCAGAGGGCGGUGGCGGUGCUGCACAGCUCCUACCUGGACCCCACUGCCCGGGGCGGGUUCCGGUACAGCCGGGCCAUCCUGGUGGAAAAUGAGGCUUUCCGGAGUGAGCUGGGAGCUUUCGCCCGAGCCAAGGAAGCCGCCGGGUACAGCCGGGAGGAGCUGCAGGACACCUUUGGCUUCCUCCUGUAUGACAAGGAAGAAGAGGCAAAGGCAGUGUGUCAGAGCGGCCUCCGUGUCAACAGCAGCUCCAUUUCCACGCUGGGAGACCCGGCCAAAGGGGUUUAUAUUUCCAAGCAUGCAGACUGUCUCCACCCCAGACCCUGGCACCACGGAGAAUCGGGAUAUAUUGUCAUUUGCAAGCUAAUUAAGGGCAGGGUGCGGGUGAUCCCUGAGGAUUACACCACCACCUACACCUGCCCCUCGCCGGGCUACGACUGCCACGUCGCCGAGAGCCGCGACCCGGCCGCGGCCCCGCCCGGCCCCGGCCAGGCCUUCGAGCAGAGCCAGUGCUACGUGUACGAGGUGUGCGCCGGCAGCCCGGCCCCGCGGCCCAGGCAGGUCUGUCCCUACAUCAUGCUCUACUGCCAGUACAGGGAUCCCAAGGACGUGGCCAUGGAAGACCUGCCCCGGUGUGAUCCCCAAGAUCUCUACUGCCCGUGGAGAGGACAACUCACCAUCCAGGGGAAACCAUUUUGCGACAUCACCCUGAGGACCCCCCACAGCUGCUCCAUCCCAGUCCAGCUGCCUACCAGGCUGGACAUCAGCCACGUCAUGGCACUGGCUGAGCUGAGGGAGAAACUGCCGGAGGCGGCCUUUGGGAAAGGGAAUUACACCGGCAAGGAAGUCUGCUUCCAGGGGGUUUAUUCCAGCUUAUAUGAAGUGGAAAUAUCCAGUAAGGAUCAACAAAAAAUGGAUCAGUUCGUAGAAAACCUAAAGGAAAAGGACUUGGCAAUCGUCAAACAUUUACAGGAUCAGGGGGUCCUCAUCUUCCUCACCUCCUCGGCCUUGGCGCCAGACCAUGGAAUUGACGCCCAGGAGCCCCUCAGCCUCCUGGCCCUGUUCCUGUUCACCUCGGCCCGCUCCCUGUGCUUCAGAGCGGAAAAACGCCCCGCGGACGCCAAGAGGAGGUACGGGGACAAGAGGGACAUUCCCUGGAAGGUGUCGUCGGUCCUGCCGGGGCUCCGCUACGCCCUGAGGAAAGCCCGGGGCUCCCCAUGGAAUGACCCCGUCAGCCCCAGCGCGCGGAUCAAGCAGCACUUCCAGGACUACGCGAAGGUGGGGCCGGAGCCCGCAGACUCCCAGCUGACCCUUCCUGCUGCCCCCUCGGCCGCGGAGGAGCAGCCCGGCGCCUUCCACGAGUGCCCCAAGAAGUGGCUGUGCCAGCUGCGGCAUUACCUGCUGGACCCCAGGAGCUACACGCUGGCGCUGUCGGCCGCCAUCGGCUCCCUCAGGGGGCUGGCCGAGUCCCCGCCGGGCCACACCGAAGGGCUUCCCCCCAGAGAGGGCGGUGCAAGGGAAGGCCCCGCUCCCCAGGCCGGGGGAGAGCCCGCGGGGGAUUCGGGCUGUGCCGGGGGAGAGCCCGCGGGGGAUUCCAGCUCUGCCGGGGGAGAGCCCGCGGGGGAUUCCAGCUCUGCCGGGGGAGAGCCCGCGGGGGAUUCCGGCUGUGCCAGCAGCCCCGGGGAGCAGGGAAGGAGGAAAUCCAGCCGGCUCCUCAUGAGCAGGAAGAGUUACACGCAAUUCCUGGAGGAAGAGGAGUCCGAGGGAGAGGAGGACGGGAGCCCCAAGACGAGACCCAGCACGAGGAGACCCGGCACGGCCACCACCUCCAAAAAAGGAAAGGCCACGGGCAGUUCCCACGAGCCCCUGCUUAAACUGGCCAAUCUACAGUUUCCACAAAGAAGGAAAAGAGGUGCAGAGGUGCUGUCUGCGGAGAUCGUCCACCACCACCACGCGGCCGGAGGAGCGGAGCAGGACACGGCGGAUCCCGACGCUCCCGAGCCGGCAGCCAAGAGAGCCAGGGCUGGGGAGAGCCCAGCCAGCCCUGCUCCCCUUGCCAGCCCUGCUCCUGCUCCUGGGGAGGUGGCUCCUGCUGACAGAACGGUGACAGAUGCCGUGCUGAGAGGCGAGGAGGGCGGCCUGGACCAGGACCGAGGAGAAAGCCAAGCAGGAAACGCGCUGGAGGAGCCAGCCACCCUCCCAACGGACGUCCCUCCGCAGUCCCAGUGCCAGGGAGAGCAGAGCCGAGGGAACGAGCUCUACGUGGCUGCUGCGCUGGAGGACUGCAACUCCCACGGGCUGAACCUGCUGGCUGACCUGGCCCUGGGCUCCUGCAUCUCCCUCUUCUCCCCGCCCGACACCGAGGCCAUCCCUGCCUCCCACAGCCCCUCCAGUGACUCCUCCCCGGAGCAGCAGGAGGACCCAGAGCAGCAGGGUGAUCCCAAUCUGGAGCAGCAGGGCCAUCCCGGGCCGGCGUCCCCCGACCCCAAACAGCAGAGGGCCGGCAAACGAGCGGCCAAGGCGGGGCCACCCAGCCCGGUGCGUCCCGCAGUGGCAAAACCGCCCUCGAGCGGCUCCGGCGCUGCCGCUGCUGGGGACAAAACGUCCAGGAUUGCCGGCCAGAGCAGCGCCAGGCCCGGCCUGGUGUGGGGCAGGGUGACGGAAGGCGCAGGCGGGUCCCAGCAGUGCCCCAUCGCCUGCGAGCACUCCUACGCGCUCAGCGUGCCGGAGCAGCGCGCCGGGGACGCCAACGCCAAGGGAAACCCCCCCUCCAGAGCAGCCCCCUGCAGGAACGGCACCGGCAGCGGGAGGGCCCGGGAGGGCCCGCUGGUGGGGAAGGUGCUGCCUUUCCCCCGCCCCCCACAGCCCCCCGGGGCCACGAGGGGCGCGACGAGCCCCUCCAGGGCCAGGGAGGAGUUCGCCAAGUGCCACACAGUGAAGGCGCACGGCAACUCCCUGAAGGUGACCCUGCAGUGGGACGGCGAGUUCCUCUACAACCUGGACACCAGGUACAGCAACAACAACCUGGAGAGAUCCGUCAUCCGUGCCCUGCACGGGCCCUGGAACUGCAAUCUCCCCGAGGACCUGGAGGAGAUGAAGCUGAUCCUGCAUAUGUGGGUGGCCCUGUUCUACAGGAAGCCCACCACCCAGCUCAGCAGCUCCAGGAAGGUGGUGGAGCACAAAGACCCCAAGAAGUUUGUCCUGAUCAACAGCUCCGACGGCUUCCUGGACUUCACUGACGACAGGGAGCGACCCCGGCGCUCCAAGACGUGCCCUGCAGACUCCAGGUCGGAGCCUGACCAGACUCCUAGCAGCUCCCUGGAUUCCAGCACUCCGGGACAAUUCUCUUCCCGGCCGAAGAGGCGCCGGGCGGACUCGCGGAGCGACACCGGAGGCAUCGACAGCACCGUGUCCUCCUCCUCAGGGGAGCUGCCCUGUGAGGAGGAGGAGCCCUCCUCCACCAGCUGUCCUGAGAGCGUUCCCAAGGGCAUUCCCAACGGCAUUCCCGAUGCCGAACAUGCCGCAGAAAGCCCGGAUGAGGGAGAGGGGCAGCCAGGAAUGCCCGAGGAGGGCAGGUGGGACGUGCCGAGCGUCGCUACGGAGGAGCUGGUGGAUGCCACGAUCACCCCCGGCCCUUCUGAGGAGGAGCUGGGGCAUGCCCCGGCCGUGCCAAGCACUGAAAAGCCCUGCAGCCCGGCCCCCAACCCCUGCAGCCCAGCCCCCAGUCCCUUCAACCCGGCCCCCAACCCCUGCAGCCCGGCCCCCAGUGCCACUGCAGCUCCGUGGACAGAGAUUGGUGGAGAAGGGGAGCAGUGGGAGAGCGGGCAGGAGGCAGGAGCGGGGCGUGAGCCCAGUUCUCCCUGGGAUUCGGGAGAUGCCGGACGCUGCACAGAGGUGGAGGGCAGCAGGGACAGCAGCUGGGCCACCAGUGAUCUGCGGGGUUCCCUGCCCUCGGAAGCAAGUCCUGGAAGUGCCCGCGAUUCCGUGCCCUCGGAAGCGAGUCCCCGGAGUGCGAAUCCUGCCGGAGCCAGCAAGGAGGGGCUGGAGUCACAAAACCCCUUUGGACACCCGGAGAAAGAGGAGAGAGAGCCGGAGGAGGACAAGGAUGAGAACGAGGAGGACUUUGAGGAGGAAAGCACAUUCCUGGGGCCUGUGGAUUUGGUGUUAUCUGAGAGCAGUGACACCGAGAUGGGGAGCGAGCACAGCGAGCAGAAACCAGGGAAUUCCCCGUUUCCAGAGGACUUCGGCGUUCCUGGAGAGGACUCUAUGCCCAGCCCCAGCUCCUUGGCAUCUCCCUGCUCAGCCAGCUCCACACUGGUGCUGUCAGGUGGGACUUGGACCGGGAAUUGGAGUGGGACUGGCUCUCCAGGCCUUCCUGGUGAGAUGGCCCCGAGCGCGGAUGAGCUCCUGGAGCCCUGGGAUGCUCCGGCCACUCCGUACUCGGAGACAGGCACUGGUGGUGUGGCCAGUCCAGCCCACGUGGGGUCACCCCGUGACAGUGGGGAGAUGUUCCCACCUGAUCCAGGCCUUUUCCAUGGGGCACAGCCAGACAGUGUUACGGGCAGCCCAGGAGCUGCUGGAGAGACACUCGGGAAUGCCUUGGAGCAGAGAGACAGGGAUCACGUGCCCGCCGCAGAGAGGUGGGAUCCUGCCGGGAACACGGAUGGCCUGGAGUCACCGCACAGCCGGGGACUGGCACCAGCCUUGUCCCCUGACUCCAACUCUGCCUGCCUGGCAUCUCCUGAUGGAUCCAUGGAGCCUGGGGCUGCUCCAGAGGACUGGGGACCCACGGCAGGCUUGCCAUCGCCGUCACGGAGCGAGCUGGGUGGGAGCAGCCGCUUUUCCCGGGAACAGGGAGAUGGAGUUCGUGCUGAUCUCGCCUUGCCUCGCUCUGGGGACUCAGAGCAGGGAAGGAGUGAGGCUUUCAGGGAAGAAGAGCCUGGCAACCCAUGUUCCAACUGCCCAGGAGUGCUGGAUGGUCCCGUGGGAGCGGGUGGUGACCAGGACUUCACCUCUGACUACAGAGCCCCUGGAAAUGAUGGCAGGGCUGGGGAGGGGGACCACGUGUGUCCUGGUGCAGAGAAUUCCCCCAGGACGCACGGAAUGGACGUGGAGAUGGCGGGUGACGCUCCACAGGAACCAGAGAUGCCCCUCCAUCACCUGCUGGAGUCGGAGCCCUCCUUGGAGAGGAAAGGGAUGUCUGCUGUGGAGGAGCCCCCCGGGCAGCAGCAGAACUUCCCAAAGACCGUCUCCCCAUCCAGCCCUGGAUACUCAGCUCCUGCUUCUCCUGCUUACGAGGAAGAUGCAGAUCCCCGAAACUCAGAGCAGAGCCAGUGGGAGCCAGCCCCGGGCCAGCCCUGGAAUUGCUGGGAGGAAGGUGGUGCUCCAGAGGGGAGUGGGGGUGCCCGGAGCCUGGAGAGCUCCGUAAAUCCCAGGUGUUCCGGAGGGGUGAUCAGAUACCGGGCCGGGCGCCCUGCAGGGCUGGCACGGGGCUCCCCUGCGGAUGUGCUGCCGGGGCAGCUGAGAUCCAGAUCUGCUUCUCCUCCACACCGUCUCCAGGAUGUUCUCCACGGCCCAGAGCCAGACUCAGUCCUGGAUGUGUGUCCUGGGAUGCUCCGUCCAGGCACGGAUGAUGCCUCAUGGUCCUCCCCCCGUACCAACCCUGGGAGCCAAGCAGAGCAUCCAAGAGGGAGCCGGAGGGAGGAGCCCAUCCUGCCUGGGCACUGGGAAGGAGGAAGCGGCAUCCCUGUUUCCAGCCCUCCAUCUUCUCCAGAGGGGGAGUCGCACGAUCCAUGGCACGAGCCCUGCUCUGGGUGGGAGGACAGCGAAUCUGAGGCAUUCCCUGAUCCCAGGGACAGGGAGUCCUGGGCAUUCCCUGGUCCACACGGUGCCCGCACAGAGGAGGCAGAUGAGGAGAUCCUCGUUUCCCCCAUCCCGGCGUUGCCGUUCUAUGGGCACAGGGAUCCCUCUGGAGACAGCCUGGAGUUCAGCGACGCUGAGGAUCCUUUGGACACCUUCCCGAGGGCAGAGCAGUUCCUCGGCAGGGACACACACCGGGGCCUGGCCUUUGGAGACCCACUGGAUCUUUCAUCCAGUGACUCGGAGCAGGAAUAUUUUGGGAGGAACUCGCGUUCCCAUCUUCCAACCAGGGUUUCCCACGGCACGAGAGCUGCGGACACCGUGGGCACGAGGACUAACGGCGACCACUUCUCCAUGGAGGGGCAGGGAGAAGGCUGGGGCUCGGUGCUCUCCAGGCAUUCCCGGAGCUCCGUCAUCACCCAGCACCACCACCGGGAGAGGCCUGGGAAUUCCCAGCCCUCGAGGAGGCGGCGCUGCCGCACGGGAGAGUCCCAUCUGUUACGGAACAAUUUGCUGGGCGACUGGAGGGGCUUUGAGGAGCUCACCCAGAACACUCUGGACAUGGAGUGUCUCCGUUUCCAUUAUAAGCUAAACCAGGUCCUCGGGAAUAGGAAACCUCCCUUUUCUACCUCGGAGGGCACCUUCCCGAAGGACUUUUCCCGGCCAUCCCCGCGCAGCAGGAGCCCCUUGCAGGUGACCAUCCCACCCUCGGACACGUGGCCGGGGGGGAGCAGGUCCCGCCGGUGGAGGGGCCGGCACGGGGAGGUCACCCCCCAGGAGCCCAGGAGGAGAUCCCCAUCCCGAGCCCGCGCUCCCGUCCACCUCGGGAGGCUGCGCCAGGACGGCCGCCCGCUGCCGCCUGGCCGGGGGGACGUCACCCGGGGGGACGUCACCGUCAUCCUGGACGGCUGCUCUGAGUUCCAGAGGGUGGUGCUGAGCAGGGCGGGCACCGGGAGCGAGGGUAGAGAGGGCAGAGAAGGCAGAGAGGGCAUAGGGCCGGGCCUGGUGCGUGCAGGGCACGGGGCCGAGGGCCGAAGGACGGCGGCCGUCGGGGACACCAUUGGCGACCUGUGCGGGGCCCUGCGGUCCCAGCUGCGCCGCGUGGCCCGCCGGGCCUCCCCACACCCCCCCAUGUUCUACCUGCUGGAGACCGGCAAGGAGCCCUUCUUCGAGAGGCUGAAGGCCCUGCUGAGGAAGGAGGGCUGGGUGAGGAUGGAGCCCCUGAGCUUCUGUGAGGGGCGGCGCCGGGCGGGCGCCCAGCUGCUCGUCAUCAUCCGCAACCAGGACAUCUCCUUGCACCUGCACACCAUCCCGGGGCUGCUGGAGCUGAAGUGCUGUCCCAGCGUGCUGUUUGCCGGCGUGGACAGCCCCGAGGACGUCACGGGCCGCACCUACCAGGAGCUGUUCCACACCGGGGGCUUCCUGGUGUCCGACCACCACCUGCUGGAGUCCGUGUCCCUGGCCCAACUGAAGGAGGUGGUGAAGGUGCUGGAGAAGCUCAACAGGAGAGGGAGGUGGAAGUGGCUCCUUCACUACAGGGAGAACAAGAAGCUCAGAGGAGACCUCAGGCUGGGCCCCGAUGCCCCCGGGAAGCAGCGGAUCCUGACCUGGUGCCAGGGGGAGGGCCUGGUGGAGCCGCUGCCCUUCCACGCCUGCGACAGCCCCGGCGCCCCCGACAAGGAGCUGCUGAGGUGCCUCCUGCAGCUGCAGGUGCAGCACGUGCGGGCCAGGCUGGGCGUCCUCCUCACCCAAAACCCCGGAGCCAGCCGGGAGAUCCUGGAGAGCAAAGGGAUCCUGGUGGUCGAUGUCAACACCUUCCUGGGGACGCUGCAGGACGUGGCUGCUCCUUUCCAAAGGAGCUACUGGUGACAAAGUCCAGGCAGGACUUGGCUCCUCCCCAGGGUGGCCCCAGCCGGAGCCUCCCAGUCCUUCGGGACUCGCCCAUCCCGGCGGGUGCUCCGGGGGGUGCGGGAAGGGCCGUUCUGGUUCUGCACAGAAAAUCUGACUGAGAGGUGGUCAAUCCAACCCCCCCGGCCUUUAUUCCCUGUUGCAUCCCAGGACAGAGGUUGUUUUAGCGCGGUCGGGAAAUUCUCGGGGCGUUCCCGAGCGUUUCAGUUCUGCUGACGUUGGAAUCUCCAGAAAGCCGUUUUUACUUGAAGGAAGGUCAGGAGGGACAACAAACCCCACUCCCCACGGGGUAGUUCCCAUGCCCUGCCCCUCCUACACUACAUUUCAACUCACCCCCUGUUGCCUCACGGUACAUUUCCCUGCUGGGACUCCAUUCCGUUGCAUUCCAGCACCUGGAAUUCCUGUAAAUAGCUGGGAUAUAGGAACAAAACCAAAAUCUCUUAUUUAUGGGGGCCAGGAUGGAGAUGCAGGGCUGGGGUUUGUCCUCUUGUAUUUUGGGUUUUUUAAAAUGAAAGAAUUGCAGUUGCCCUUCUGUACAGGACAGGUUUGUAAAGAGUUUGGAUAAUAAAACCUUGGAAGAAAGCAA
Myiozetetes cayanensis is the source of this 8626-nucleotide messenger RNA. RefSeq names its product transcription activation suppressor family member 2 (gene TASOR2). The transcript has 24 exons. Gene Ontology annotation, biological process: negative regulation of gene expression, epigenetic. Gene Ontology annotation, cellular component: nucleoplasm. NCBI's taxonomy places the organism in Eukaryota, Metazoa, Chordata, Aves, Passeriformes, Tyrannidae. The record is from RefSeq and is a predicted model, not a curated record. Bases 202 to 8001 code for a protein of 2599 amino acids.